GAGCACAUUCGCUAGGAAGCCGUCUGAGGUGUUCAACCGGCGAUGGCUCGAGCUUCUUUAGUUGGCAUCGGUUUACUUUUGCUUUUCGUUUUAGCGAUUGUACAAGAUGAAGUGGAUGCCAAAAGACAAAUGGGACACCGAAGGCACAAGAGAGAAUGGGUUGUUCCUCCUCAGCAGCUGAUAGAAAAUACAGAUUACAGGAGCAAGGCAUAUAUUGCAAGGGUCAGAUCUGACAAGGAUGUCAUGGAAAAAAUGCUCUACACUUUGACAGGGCCAGGUGCUGACCAACCCCCAAUGAACUUGUUCAUUGUCAAUGAAACAACUGGAUUUGUUAGACUCAAUGACAUUUUGGAUAGAGAAAAAACACCAAAUUUCACUCUAUCGGCUAUUGUCAGAUUUGCCAAGAACAAGUCAUUGGCAGAGGAAAAUAUUGAGCUGAAUAUUAAAGUUGUUGAUGUAAAUGACAAUCCCCCUGUAUUUGGAAUAUUACCACCUGCAGCUGUCCAUGAAGCAAGUCCAAAAGAUACUUUUGUCACAAAAGUAUAUGCCGCAGAUGCCGAUGAACCUGGAACCCUUCAUACACAAAUUGUAUACAGUAUUAUGAACCAGGAACCACCAAUUCCUAAAAAUGUGUUCUACAUCAAAGGAAAGACGGGGGAAAUUUACGUUAAUGAACCUACUCUUGACCGAGAAAAGCAGAGUUCCUACAUAUUGACAUUAAAGGCCGUAGACAUGGAUGGGAAAGUAAAUGGCCAAACUGGAACUGGAACAGUACAAAUAAAUAUCCUAGACAUCAAUGACAACAGACCCACUUUAGAGAAAGACGAGUACUCAGGCAGCAUUGAAGAAAACACAGCUGAUGUAGAAGUGUUGCGAAUCCGUGCACUGGACGAUGACCUGGCAAACAGUGACAACUGGUUGGCACAGUUCACCAUAGUUUCAGGAGAUGAUGCCGGCUACUUCAUUAUUAAAACUGAUCCCAGGACCAAUGAGGGCAUUCUGAUGCUGGUCAAGCCAGUAGAUUAUGAAGAACUCCAGGAUCUGCAACUAGGUGUAGUUGUUGAAAACAAGGCACCUUUCAAAACCUCCCCUGGAGAUGGAGGUGGUGGAGCCGGAGGAGGAGGUGGGGGUGGUGGAGCUGGAGGAGGAGGAGGUGGGGGUGGUGGAGCUGGAGGAGGAGGUGGUGGAGGCAGUGGAGGAGGUAUUGGUUCCCAUUCAAGCAGCAGUGUUACAGGUGUCAUACUUGUACAGAAAACAUACACAAUUAAGAUCAUUGUAAAGAAUAUGCGAGACAUGCCGGAGUUUAAUCCAAAGGUGAAGCCGAUUCCCAUCUCUGAGGACAGGAAGAAGGUCACCCUCAAUCGCGUGAUUGCAAAGUAUCCAGCUGUUGAUGGAGAUACUGGAGAGGUUGCCAGUAAUGUCAGGUAUGCAAAGGGGUAUGAUCCAGGCAGCUGGCUGACAAUUGAUGAUGAGACAGCUGAAAUUAAACUCAACAAGAUGCCAGAUCGGGAGUCCAAGCACGUUAUUAAUGGAACAUACUAUGCAAAAAUACUCUGUCUGACAGAUGAUUUACCAGCCAAAACUUCUACUGGCACCAUUGCUCUUCAGAUAGAGGACUCCAAUGACAGCUGUCCCAAACUCACCAGCACAUACCAGUCCCUAUGCACUCAGGAUAAAGCUGUGUACGUCACAGCCAGUGAUCAGGAUGCUGACCCCAAUGCAGCUCCCUUUCAUUUCAGGUUGUUGGCUGAGGCUACAACAGGCAAAUGGAGCUUGGAAGAUCAAAAUGGCACCACUGCCAUCUUGAAACCCCAGGACACCCUGUGGCCUCGUUCUUAUGAGAUUGCAUUUGAAAUCAAAGACCAGCAAGGGCUGGCCUGUCCUGACAAAGAGGUCCUUCAGCUGGAGGCUUGCGAGUGUGUGAACAAUGAAACCUGUGGUGUCAAGGCCAAUGAGUUACUAGCAAUAGCUCCUGUCAGAUCUGAAAAUGCUCACGCACUGGGAGCACUGGGAAUUGGAGCACUCAUGACUGGGUUUUUGGUGCUUCUCUGUGCGUCCCUCCUGCUGCUCUUCUGUUCCUGUGGAAGUGCUGGUGCUGGUGCUGGGGGGAUCCAAGGGAUGUUUACAGAUCUCCCGUUUGACGCUAAAGAACACUUGAUUCCAUAUCACACAGAGGGUCAAGGCGAAGACAGGGAGGUGCCUCUUUUGAGUGUGCCCGUGCUGAUAACAAAAGGAGGAGCGAAAGUGGAGGCGAGGAACGUGGCCACCACAGCGUCUGCGGUGCCCAGAGGCCGAGCUGUAGAUCCUAUGUACUACAGCAGUGAACUUGUGCAAGCGAACUUCUACUCAGAGAGCGAAGCUGACAAAGGAGGCAUCUUUGAUGGAAUAGCACUUCCGGAAGAAUAUUUGGGAGCCUACUUUUCACAGAAGACCAUCCAAAACACAAAAGACCAUCCAACGAAGGAUAACUUGCUGGUCUAUGACUGUGAAGGACAAGGCUCUGCUGCAGGAUCAGUAGGGUGCUGCAGCAUCCUUGAAGCUGACGACGACCUGGAAUUCCUCAACGACUUAGACCCCAAGUUUAAAACCCUGGCUGAGAUCUGCAAAGGUCAAGAAGCCGAACCAGAAGUCUUGGCCAGCACAUCAGUGGCUACCGUUGAACAUCGCACUGUGUCAAACCACGCAGAGGUCAACAUGGAAUGUGCGAUCAGUGGGACUGUCGAUGUGGUAAAAUCGCUUCCCUCAAGCCCGACUGAAAAGGUCGACUUCAGUGGCGCGGCGUUCUCUGCCAACCUCCCGCUGGUUGCGAAACAGGCAUACGUCAUCCAGCAGCCAGUGUACUACGCUGCUGCUCCGGUGAUUCAAGCAACUCGGUAUGUGUCCGAGCCACAGGCUCAGAAAGCCGUCAUUGUCUCGGGCGGUCCCUCUGUGCCAUCUGUGCAGGGCAUGUACAUGGUGAGCAAUGCCUCAGGCCCAGUUGUCCAGGAGAGGAGAGUGGUAGCGGGUCCCGUUGUACACAGAGAUGUGUUUGGUCUGCAAGGCGGGACCUUGAACAGCCGUGGGAGUGUCCUGAUGGUAGAGGGGAACGUGGGCUCGGGUCAGGUGUUGCAAGAGGCUGCAGUUGGGAUAGAUCAGCGUCUUGUCCAAGUGGGGAAUGUGUCUGGGUCGCAGACAGUCAUGCUGAUGAAGAGACAGCUGAGUUCAGGACAGGUUGUGAAUGGAGGCCUGCAAGAGAUUAGUGAAGGAGCUCUACAGAGGAGUGAGUUGAGUAGGUCAGUGAAGACAACCCCAGUGGAGAGCCAAGAGAUAUUGGUGAGAAGUCCUGUGGGGCUGGGUUCAGGGUCUUUGCAGUUGAAUGGCUCAGAGAAUGGAUUUACCUCUAAGGGACUGAUGACAGAUGGACAGGUACUUCAUGAUGGCAAACUGGGAUUAAAUAAAGGAACUUUACAGGAUGGUUUGUAUGUAGUGAAAGAUGAGCCUGCUUUUCACAGUGUCGUAAUGAAGGAGACCAGAGCGGUAUCUGGUCCAGCUGUAAAUGGCAGUCUCCUUGGGGUGCAGCAGGGUACCUUACACAGGGGCGAGAACAUUGUUUUGGUGAAUAGAAACGUGGUUUCAGAUCAGGUGGUGAGAGAGGAGACAGGCCUUGUCCAGGUGGGAAGUCUACCUGGAUCACAGAACAUCAUGCUAGUGGAAGGACAGGUGGGUGCUGGGCAGGUGCUGCCAGGAAGCCCAACAUGGAUCCAACAUGGUACCCUGCAGAGGGGAUCCAUCUCCGGGUCUUAGAACUUCCUGCUAGUGGAGAGGCAGG
Molecule: messenger RNA, 3808 nt
Organism: Megalops cyprinoides (Indo-Pacific tarpon)
Lineage: Eukaryota; Metazoa; Chordata; Actinopteri; Elopiformes; Megalopidae
Product: desmoglein-2-like
Exons: 14
Coding region: 43-3783 (1246 amino acids)
Biological process (GO): homophilic cell-cell adhesion
Cellular component (GO): desmosome; plasma membrane
Molecular function (GO): calcium ion binding
Source: RefSeq, a predicted model, not a curated record